This is a messenger RNA of Biomphalaria glabrata, 1485 nucleotides long. Its product is annotated as ganglioside GM2 activator-like. Gene Ontology annotation, biological process: ganglioside catabolic process; lipid transport. Lineage: Eukaryota; Metazoa; Mollusca; Gastropoda; Planorbidae. Gene Ontology annotation, cellular component: cytoplasmic side of plasma membrane. Bases 126 to 845 code for a protein of 239 amino acids. The record is from RefSeq and is a predicted model, not a curated record. The transcript has 5 exons. Gene Ontology annotation, molecular function: enzyme activator activity; lipid carrier activity.
UAAAAACACGUGAUUAAACACGCCGUUGUUAAUUAGCCUUUCUUGCUGUCUGUGAAAACUUCAAACUUCAUAUUCAACCAACGUUGCAAGAGUGAGAUUCAGUCUUUAAGAUUUAAAGUCCAAAUAUGUCUACUGCGCGCAGAGUCACGUUCGACCAGACGCGAAAUGGGUUCAAAAGUUUAGCCGUUGUUGGAGCCUGUCUCCUAACGUUUGCAUUCUCCUCCGCCUGGUCGCUCCUGGAAGAAGAAAAAAGCGAUAUCAAGUGGCCGAAAGGAAUGGAACCGCUAACCGAUCGCCUGGCGGGAUUGAGAAAUAAACUGCAGGCAAAGAACGACAAAAGCUACGAUGAGUUUCUUUCCCCUUUGAGAUGGCCAUUUCCUUCUGGAGAAUUGUUGAAAUACACUCUAGAGAAAUGCGAUCCCAACACCGAAAUUGUUAAAAUAGACUCUCUGAAACUCGAUCCUGAUCCUAUACCAACAAAAGGGGAGAUGACUGUUUACAUAGAUUUCACAGUAGAUGAAGAUGUCAAUCCGCCCAUUAAGCUGGAUCUUGAGGUAUCAAGACGAGAAUACGGUACCUGGAUAGCCAUCAGCUGUACCGGACAUGUUGGUUCGUGCACCUAUGACAACGUUUGCCCCAUGCUGCAAAAUCUGUGCCCAGCUGAUGUAGCCGGAGAGCUUCCUUGCAAGUGUCCUUUGAAAAAGGGAAACUAUAAGUUCAGCAAGAAGGUUUCCAUGAAGUUAAAAGAUUACAUCGCAGGCAGUUACCAGGUUGUAGUGAAGGCCUCCAACAAUGAGAAAAAUCUGGCCUGCUACAAAGCUACUUUUAGUAUCAAAAGAACAUGAAGCAAAACCAAGAUGUAUAACUCUACACCACCAGCAGGAGCUUUGAACGUAUGAGUGUUGUCUUCACUGUCCCAUAGAUUUCCAUUUAUACUUGCAUUACACACCGGAUAUGCCCGUUGACCUGCUUUAUAUUGCUAAUUAUCCCAUCCUUUUAUUUUAAAAGGUUCAACAUACUUUCGGCCCAUGAAUUAUUGUAUCUUUUACAGUGAAAUGAAACGACCCUCCCUCUUUCCUGGUCUCUGUCUCUCUCUAUAUAUAUCACUCGAGCACGGCUACCAUCUCUUAAAAGAACUUUUUCAUGACAGAUUCCUUUCCAAAUCACACAAUUAUUCAAAAGAACCUGCACCCAUUAAACCAGUUACAUCAGAUCUGAACGAAGUUGUCUCCUCUCCGUGAAUUACGGCUAAAUUAAAAUGUUUAAAAACCCCUUUAGUCCACUUUUAGUCAGGGUGUUUCAAGGUACACUGAAGUUUAAUUCACAAAACGCUGGUCGUGUGUGUGUGUGUGUGUGACGUAUGUGCAAGCUGUUCGUGUUUGCAUCUGUAUUGUUUUUGCUCUAGUAGUAUUACUGAUGUGGACAGUUACAGUCAAACUGAAUUUCUAUUUGUUUUGGACCAAUAAAAUUAUCGUAUCUUCUCGA